Messenger RNA from Penicillium soppii, 2799 nucleotides. RefSeq names its product putative beta-N-acetylglucosaminidase. Gene Ontology annotation, molecular function: hydrolase activity, hydrolyzing O-glycosyl compounds. The record is from RefSeq and is a predicted model, not a curated record. The transcript is spliced from 3 exons. Gene Ontology annotation, biological process: peptidoglycan turnover; carbohydrate metabolic process. Bases 1 to 2799 code for a protein of 932 amino acids. NCBI's taxonomy places the organism in Eukaryota, Fungi, Ascomycota, Eurotiomycetes, Eurotiales, Aspergillaceae.
AUGUCCAUUUUGGGAAAUAAUUCUAAUGCUGACAUAUGGGCAUAUAGGCAGAUGGGUCAAUUGUUUAUGAUGGGCUUUGAUGGGACCGAAGUGAAUCCACAAAUUCGAUCGCUCAUCGAAAAUUAUCAUCUAGGCGCUGUGUUGCUAUCCGCGAAGAAUCUGAAAUCCGCCGAGGACGCUACGAGAUUGGUUUUGGAAUUACAAACCAUUGCUCGUGAUGCAGGUCAUCCCGUCCCUUUACUCAUUGCUCUGGAUCAGGAGAAUGGGGGCGUCAAUAGUUUAUAUGAUGAAAUUUAUAUCAGACAGUUCCCCAGUGCCAUGGGCAUUGCGGCGACGGGCUCCAAGUCCUUGGCUCGCGAGAUCGCUUCCGCCACCGCACAGGAGCUCAAGGCUGUUGGCGUGAAUUGGAUCUUGGGGCCUGUGUUGGAUGUCUUGACCAAUGUACGAAAUCAACCUCUAGGUGUUCGAACUUCUGGAGAUGAUCCUCAACAGGCUUCUCAAUUCGGUGUUCAAUUCAUGAGGGGAUACCAGGAAGCAGGCUUGGUAACAUGUGGGAAACACUUUCCGUCCUAUGGCAACUUGGAGUUCCUCGGUUCACAGAUGGAUGUCCCUAUCAUCACGGAGUCUCUAGAACAACUCAGUCUGAGUGCUCUGGUACCCUUCCGCAAUGCCAUCACCCAAGGCCUGGACGCUAUGAUGGUAGGCGGUGUAUCAUUAUCAUCUGCUGGAAUGAAUGUGAUGCACGCCUGCCUGAGCGACCAGGUUGUCGACGAGCUCUUGAGAAAAGACCUUGGGUUCCAAGGGGUGGUGGUGUCUGAAUGCUUAGAAAUGGAGGCCCUGACACAUAACAUUGGGGUAGGAGGUGGCACUGUGAUGGCGAAGAACGCCGGCUGCGAUGUCAUCCUUUUAUGCCGGUCCUUCCCCGUCCAGCAAGAAGCCAUCAACGGACUCAAGCUGGGGGUGGAGAAUGGUAUCAUCGGCCGACAGCGAAUCGAGCAGUCGUUGCGCCGGGUCUUGGCUCUGAAGGCCCGCUGCACUUCCUGGGAGCAAGCCUUGAAUCCUCCGGGGCUUUCUUCGCUUACACAAAUGCAACCCUCGCAUACUGACCUUUCAACCCGGGCUUACAACUCUUCUAUCACGGUCAUGCGAGAUAAGAGCAAUUUACUGCCAUUGUCCAAUGUCAUCGAUGCAGACGAGGAACUUUUGCUCCUAACCCCACUGGUCAAACCACUCCCAACCUCGGCAGUCUCUGUGCUGUCGGAGACUGCACAUGGCCCACUCGAUCCAUUGUCUUCAGAAAGAGCCUCCUCAAUCCUCAGCGGAGAAGGCGUAUUCAAAGAACUCGGACGCUCGCUCUCAAGACAACGAAAUGGCCGCGUUUUACACACCUCGUAUACAUCCAACGGCGUGCGUCCCAUUCACGAAGACCUCAUCCAACGAGCAAGUGCCGUCGUCGUGGUCACAGCAGAUGCAAAUCGCAAUCUAUACCAGCAGGGCUUCUCGAAACACGUCUCCAUGAUCUGCCAAUCCCAAUAUAAUAAUACCUCCUCCGGCGAGCAACACAAAAAGCCAUUGAUCGUUGUGGCAGUUAGUUCGCCUUAUGAUUUUGCCAUGGACUCCUCCAUCGGUACCUAUAUCUGCACAUACGAUUUCACAGAAACCGCCCUGCAGGCACUAGUGAAGGUCUUAUAUGGCGACCUAACACCGUCAGCGGCGCUCCCCGGCUACAUCGGCCGCACCCAGAAAACCAUCCACCAUUCCCGCCAGCACUGGCUAGUCGAGAACUGGAACGAAGAACGCGAUUCUUUCGCCCUAGACGCUCUACUCGACACCAUUCGUUCAGACUGCGCACCCGGGCAACGGUCAGAGCUCCUAGGCGCAACAUCCAGCAGCUUCCUCCUCCGAAAAGAUGACAUCGACGAAGCUCACUUCGUCGUACGUAACAGCAGCACCCACGCCCUCUACGGUUUCUGCGCAACAUACUUCUUCCGCUCUACAGGCACAGGAGUCCUAGGCUGUCUAAUAGUCGACCCAAGUCGUCGAAACCUCUCAAUCGGUCACUCCCUACACAGUCGCGCAAUCAGAACACUCCUCCAACGGAACGGGAUGCGUCGCUUUCAGCUCGGUUCCCGUCUCCCGGGAAUCUAUCUCGGCAUUCCGACAGUCAACCCAGUCGAACGCAAACGUCUACGCCAGUGGUUUGCAAAUCUGGGCUGGAACACCGCCCUCUCCAAGCCACUUUGCAGCUUAGUCCUCCACAAUUUGUCCACCUGGGUCCCGCCCGAUGGAUUGACAGCCACGCUGCAGAAUGCACAAGUUAUCUACGACCUCGUGUAUGGGUGGGAUUUCGCUCGUGCUAUACUCGAACAUAUUAAGACGUAUGCGCGCCAAGGCGUGGCGGAUAUCUACCGGAUGGCUCUUGGUGGAGCGCCUAAUUGUGGGAUUAUUCGGGCCAAGAGACCUUCCGAUGGGUUGAUCUUGGGGAGCAUCGUAAUUUAUAAUGAGCGUUCUGCUUUGGCGGAGCAUAUGCCCGUUUUGCGGGCUACGCAGACUUCUGUUGGAGGCAUUUCUUCACCGGUUAUUUCGCCUUGUGGGGAGGAUUAUUCGACUGUUAUGCAGGGUUUGGUUUUGUUGGCUAUUAAGCAGAUUCGAAAGUUGAGUGCUAAUGCUGUUGUUAUGGAUUGUGUUGACGGUGAUGGCAACUUUGAUAACCUUUCCACCAUGGGCUUUACUAUGCUGCAUAGCUUUGAAGAGGUCAAUUGUGAUGCAGCGACGUGGACGAUGAUGCAUACAUCGUAG